This is a messenger RNA of Prosopis cineraria, 726 nucleotides long. RefSeq names its product transcription factor TCP20-like. The transcript has a single exon. Lineage: Eukaryota; Viridiplantae; Streptophyta; Magnoliopsida; Fabales; Fabaceae. The record is from RefSeq and is a predicted model, not a curated record. Bases 1 to 726 code for a protein of 241 amino acids. Gene Ontology annotation, cellular component: nucleus. Gene Ontology annotation, molecular function: sequence-specific DNA binding; DNA-binding transcription factor activity.
AUGACAGAUCCCAAAGCAGUAGAAAUCAAAGAUUUCCAGAUUAUGAUUGCGAACCAAGACGAUGAUCAGAAACAGUUAGAGGAAACACCAAAGAAAGUUCCCAGAAAGGACCGUCACAAGAAGGUUAAUGGCAGAGGCAGAAGAAUAAGGAUGCCAGCUCUGUGCGCGGCUAGGGUUUUUCAGUUAACAAGAGAACUGGGUCACAAGUCCGACGGCGAGACCAUUCAGUGGCUUCUUCAACAAGCAGAACCGUCCAUCGUCGCCGCCACCGGUAGUGGCACAAUCCCGGCAUCGGAUCUAUCAGAAGUAGGGCCCUCUGUUUCUGAACAGAGAAGCUCUGUUUCAAGUGGUUUACAAGCAAAGGUUGAAUCUUUAGGGCCAAGCUGGACGAAGGUGAAUGGGAAUUUGGGAAGAACACAACAACCAGUCAUCCAUGGAGUUUGGCAAACUAUAACUGGAAUCAGUCCAGGGAUUGUACAAAACUGUGGUUAUUUGAGUUCAUGUUCUGGUUUUGACUUUGGUCGAAUGAACACAUCAGGUUUCAUGGAAGCACCAGAGCAUCAAGCUCCAGGUUUAGAACUGGGUCUGUCACAGGAUGGUAAUUUUAGGGUUUUAUCAUCGGAAGCCAUGGCCCAGUUUUACCAGCAGCAAUUAGGGCAAAGCCGUGAAGUUGCAGGGUCGUUGGAAGAAACCCAGAAGGAUCGUACUCACAGAUCAAAACAGUGA